Messenger RNA from Triticum turgidum subsp. durum (durum wheat), 201 nucleotides. Lineage: Eukaryota; Viridiplantae; Streptophyta; Magnoliopsida; Poales; Poaceae. The record is from the annotation of a GenBank genome assembly.
AUGGCGAAGAUCAAGCCAAAGGCAUUGCUGGCACAGAGCAAACAGAAGAAGGGCCCUACACAGAUCGGCCUGGUGAGGAUCAUCACCUACAUCGUCCUCGGCGCCCUAGCAGUGUCCUCUGUAUACUAUGCCUAUCAGUACUGGCAGAGCAAAGGACCGGCCGUUGCGGCAGCAGCAGCAGAAGGCGCCACGGGGAACUAA